Messenger RNA from Thrips palmi, 3564 nucleotides. It is a transcript of the gene Baldspot, whose product is annotated as elongation of very long chain fatty acids protein 6. Gene Ontology annotation, cellular component: endoplasmic reticulum membrane. The record is from RefSeq and is a predicted model, not a curated record. Lineage: Eukaryota; Metazoa; Arthropoda; Insecta; Thysanoptera; Thripidae. The transcript is spliced from 2 exons. Gene Ontology annotation, molecular function: fatty acid elongase activity. Gene Ontology annotation, biological process: fatty acid elongation, monounsaturated fatty acid; very long-chain fatty acid biosynthetic process; fatty acid elongation, polyunsaturated fatty acid. Bases 300 to 1172 code for a protein of 290 amino acids.
AGCCAGCCAGCCAGCCACAGCCCGUCCGCCUGCCGUCCCCCGCGCCGCGCUUCGCAUCGCUUCGCCGCGACAGCGGGUAUAUACUCCACUGUCAGUGGCUGGUGGAACGUGUCGAAGUCGCGUCGCGUGGUGUGGAGGUGCGGUGCUCGCGUUCGAACCCCGUCCGUGCCGUCGCGGCCCGCGCAAGUCCUCUCGGCCUGUCCUGCCGUGGCCCCCGCAGACUCCAUCCUCUCUGAGUCACCACACCAGAGCGCCUUGCAUUUGGAGGUUAGCCGCGUCGCGCGCCCCUACACGCCAAGAUGAACAGUGCGUACUUGGACGCGGGGACCACCCCCAACUACUCGUACGUGUUCAACUUCGAAGAGGAGUUCGUGCACCAGGACACGCGCGUCUGGAUGUCCAAGAACUGGACGUAUGGCUUCUACUACGUGGGGAUCUACAUGGUGCUCAUUUUCGGCGGCCAGUGGUACAUGCAGAGCCGCCCCCGCUUCCAGCUCGCGGGCAUCCUGUGCGUCUGGAACACGGCGCUCGCCCUCUUCAGCAUCUGCGGCGCGACGCGCACCGCCCCGGAGCUGUUCCACGUCCUGAAGAACCACGGCCUGUACCACUCCAUCUGUGUGCCCAGUUUCAUUGAACAGGAUCGUGUGUCAGGCUUCUGGACGUGGAUGUUCGUUCUCUCAAAACUUCCGGAGCUUGGUGACACUGUCUUCAUUGUCCUGCGGAAACAGCCUCUUAUCUUCCUCCAUUGGUACCACCACAUCACUGUCCUUCUGUACUCUUGGUAUUCGUACACUGAGUACACAGCAUCAGCUCGCUGGUUCAUCGUUAUGAACUACUGUGUUCAUUCUGUUAUGUACUCCUACUAUGCUCUUAAGUCCAUGAAGUACAGCCCUCCACGUCCCUUUGCUAUGCUCAUCACAGCUCUCCAGCUGACUCAGAUGAUCGUUGGAUGUUGUGUCAAUGUAUGGGCAUAUCAGUAUCUCAAGGCUGGCCAAGGCUGUCACAUUUCCUCUUUUAAUAUUAAGCUAUCCAUUGCCAUGUACUUUAGUUACUUUGUCUUGUUUGCAAGGUUCUUCCAGAAGGCCUACCUGAGUAGUGAUAAGAAAUCAAAGGGAAGGGAGCGUAUUACCACUAAUGGUGUAGCCCCUUCAAUGAAAGAAAAGGCACUUUGAUGUGCUUGUUUGGUUACAGCUAUUUUCUUUUACCAAAUUUUGUAUUUCUUGAAUUGGAACAAGAUAAUGAAGUCUAGAGCACGAGUGUGAUGCAUCUUUUAAGCAAAUCACAAUCUAGUCAUAGCAGGUCAUUUUAACUAACUGCAAAAUUAGGCUUGUUAUUUUUAAGUGCAAAGCACUCAGUUUGGCUUUUUAUGACAGUGUCAUGGAGACCAUUAGCUUUUCCAAUUUCACUCCCCAGUUUGAAAAUAUUAGAAGUAUUAUGGUUAGUUCAACACAUCUUGAUUCACAUCUUCUCUGAACUACAUUGCAGUUGUCAAUCUUCAACCUCAAUUAGGUCGGAACCAUGUAAUUUUGUUUUAAUGAUUUCCUUUGGUGUGAUGUCUGCUGUCUGGAAAUUAAUUAAUUUAAGUAUUUAUGGCUCCAUUUUCUGAAUGGUACCACAGUACCUGUAAUGGAUCUAGUUAAUGGAGGUGUUUGCACCAAAAAUAAGUAGUGUUUUGUAAGAAUUUUUUGAUCUUUGUUUGGUCAUGUUUUGUAGAUGUUCUUCCCAUUCUUGCGAAUUUCCUGAGUGUUCAUGGUUGUUGUAAGGCUGGAAGCAUUUAGGUGGUAUCUUUCUUUUGAAGAAUUGUGUAGAACUUAUCACUCUAUAUUUUUGAAGUGACAGUUUGUUCUGUCUCUCUUGAAGGCAAUUCUUUAUCUUGCCAAGUACAUAAACUAAGUUUGCUGUGCCGUUGGUAAUUUUUUAAGCAAGAAACUUGCUGUUAAAAAGUGUGCUUCUUUAAAUUUUAUUUACAAGACUUUAUUUUUCUCCAAGCUUCAAGACUUUUGUCAGUGUUUUUCUUAUCUAUAUUGUUUUGCACAAAUUUUCUGGCACUCCUGUGUUCAAAUGCUUGACUUGUACCCAUUGUUUAUUCACCUUUCUUUUUGGGUGUAUUUUCAGUGGAACUACAGUAAUCAUAUUUCUGUGGGAAGAAAAAUAUACUCUUCCCCCGUAUGCAUUUUUUAAAGUUGACCUCUUUACCUCAAAGUAAGAAAAUAGACCAGUCAUUGUUACGUCUGUGGGAGAUUUUGUCUUGUUACUGGUAAUCAUUCAUUGCAUUUUAUUGGCAUUCCAUUUGAAUAUUUUGUCUUAUCAGUGAGAUGGUAUUCUAGUAGAGGACCAUGGGUCCCUACUGGUGUAUUAUUUAUCUCCUGUUUUUAUUUUGUUGGUUUGCUGGUGCAGGAAUGUGUUGUAAGUGAUUAUCUCACUCUUCCAAAUAUUUUUAAGAGAGCUUCUUACUUUCAAACUCUACUAGUUUUGGCUUGGAUUGUGAAGGAAAGGAUAAAAUCUCAAGGAUAUUGCCAUUUGGCCUACAUUUGCACUCAACAAUUAAGUACAAAUGACUGGAAAGGAGUGAUGUGAAACUUUGAAACCAUUUGGAACUAUUUUUAAGGAUUUCCAUUUGUUAGGAGCAUUACGUAGUCGUCUAUUUUUCUGGCUAUUAUCAAUUAUGCUUCUGUCAUACCUGCUUAUAAUCACAGGUAUUGCUCAAAUGUAAAGCUUUGUGAUUCUGUAGGUCUUAAAAUAACUCAAGUGUGCUUUAGACAUCCCUCCUGAGACUGUGAUGAAUAUUUUUAUUGGGUCUCUUCUAACUCGAUGUCUUGAAAAUUAGGUCAUUUUUCUAAUUUCAUCUUAUUUCUUGGAAACAUUUAAACCAUUUGACUUUCUUGAAAUGCUUCUAAUUAAAAUUAAAAUAUGUAAGUAGUUUAGUUUAAUUUAGUCCUAGCAAUCAAGUUGUUUUAUUUAAAAUUGACAAAAUUGAUGCUUAUGGAAUAUUUAAGGCCUUUAAUCUUAUGUGAAGUAUUAUGUGUAAGAGCUUAAAGCUGUUAUUGUCAUAAAGCAGUUUCUUUUUCCUUUCUCUGUGAUAAAAUGCUUGUACUGAGAGAUGGGGUGGAUGAAUGUACACUCUGUAAGGUUUUCUCCAAUUUGCCAAUGUGUAUUGCCAAUAAACAUGGGAGUAAAUGGACCUCCUACUGUUCGGCAUAAGUAUGGAAAAGCAUGUUCAGCUGUGAGUCCGGUUUUUAAGCAAGUUUUUCUGAGUGAAUUGCAAAUGUCUUAGCAACUUUUACCAGUGGUUGUAUUUUUAUUACUUUACAUCCUGCCUGAUAUGUUAUGUUUUUUUUUAAACAACAGAAGACGUUGUACAGUAAUGUAUGUCCUCAAUCCUCGUUCAUUCUGGGGUGAUGCAAUUAUUUAACAAUUUUGUAACUUGUUAUUGUGUUAAAGAAUCAAGGUGAUUGUUUUGUCAUGUUUUUGUUUGCUUGCAAAGACUCAACUCAUUGUUAUCUUUCCCUUGGCAGAAAUUCAACCAAGACUAAAUUAAUAAAAAAAUGAAAGUACCCAGUUUUA